Molecule: messenger RNA, 342 nt
Organism: Zophobas morio
Lineage: Eukaryota; Metazoa; Arthropoda; Insecta; Coleoptera; Tenebrionidae
Exons: 2
Coding region: 1-342 (113 amino acids)
Biological process (GO): detection of chemical stimulus involved in sensory perception of smell; sensory perception of smell
Cellular component (GO): plasma membrane
Molecular function (GO): odorant binding; olfactory receptor activity
Source: RefSeq, a predicted model, not a curated record
AUGUUCUAUAUCGUGUUGGGAUUUGAUGGGCUAUUUUUUUACAUGGUGGGCCACAUUUUAUCAGAAAUGAAGUUGAUUAAGGUUGCUUUUGAAAACUCUAACAUUCAGCCGCAGUGGAACCACGAAAAAAGAUUUCGAAGGGCAACUGAACACCACAUAUUUGUGUUACAGUUGUGUGAAGUUAACGUUUUGAAUUCGUUGUCUAAUUAUCUUUAUUUCAGAGUAAUGCAAAGAUCUCAACGGGCCGCUUGUCUAACACUAGCGGGUUUCCGAAAUUUGGACUUGAACAGUUUCACAGUGGUGUGUAUUAAAAUGCCAUUUUUGCUUUUUUCAGGUAGUUAA